CUCUCUCUGUCACCUUAAAUUUCUCUCCACUCCCCCCGAUAUAAAUUAAUUCUCUCUUACAACUUUCUCUCUCUACAUUUCCGAUGAAGCCAACAACCAAGUUUAUCCUCCUCCACCCUUCCAUCCAAAAGCAAGCCGGUAACGGUGGCGGUGUCGGUGGUGCUGGUGGAGCUCCUCAUCCUCACCACCGUCUCUGGCUUUUCACUCUUCUCUCCCUUCUAUCCUUCGCCUUAACAUUUUCCCUCUUCACUACACUUCCUUACUCCAGAACCACCGCUUCCUCCGCCACUGCCGCCGCUUCCUCACCCCCCUUACCCAAACCCGUAUUCGACGCCCUCCUCCACUAUGCCGGAACCACAUCAAACUCCACAAACCCAUCGCGUAUGUCUUCGGCUGAACUCAACUCCAUAGCUUCCGUCCUCCGCCGCUGUUCCACCCCCUGCAACCUACUUGUUUUUGGUCUCACCCACGAAACCCUUCUCUGGCACGCCCUUAACAUCUACGGCCGGACGACAUUUGUCGACGAGAGCGCUUACUUCAUUUCAAAACUCGAAGAGAAAAACCCAGGGAUCGAAGCUUACGACGUUCAAUUCACAACCAAAGUGAGCGAUCUACACGAAUUGAUCGAGUAUUCGAAAUCGGAACGCCGGAAUGAGUGUAAGCCUGUACAGAACCUCCUCUUCUCCGAAUGUAAAUUAGCCAUUAAUGACUUACCAAAUCACGUAUACGACGUCGCUUGGGACGCCAUUCUGAUCGACGGCCCACGUGGGUAUUUCCCAAAAGCACCUGGAAGACUGUCGGCUAUAUUCACCGCCGGCGUACUCGCCCGGAGCAAAACCUCCGGCGCCGACAAAACCCAUGUGUUUGUUCAUGAGUUUGAUAGAGAAAUGGAGAGAGUGAGUAGCAAUGAGUUUCUCUGCAGCGAGAAUCUGGUGGAGACGGUGGGUUUAUUGGGGCAUUUCGUGGUGGACAAGAGGAAUCGUCGUGUAAAUAAUUUUCAAUUCUGCCGGAAACCGCCAUUAUCGGCGGCGGCAGCGGAGUAAGUACAGUAAUCAUCACAUCCAGAUGGCGGCAUUGGGUAAAAGUAAAACCCAAAGUAGUUUUAUGUAAAUACAAAAGUAUUUCAUGUUCGAUACAAGCUCUUAAUGUUUUUAAGCUUUUACUUUUGAUCUAAUUGCAAGUUUCAUGAUCAUCGAUUUAAAACUCAUAUCGAUUGAUCAUCGACUCGAUUCAAGUCUUAAAGAAGCAUUUCUUGUGAAAUUCAAUCGUGGUUUCUUGAAUUAAUGUAUUUUCAUGACGAAAAUGUCAAGAAUUUAAUAUUUGAUAUGCAACAUUCUUAAUGAAUUUACAAUUUGUGACAA
Lactuca sativa (garden lettuce) is the source of this 1361-nucleotide messenger RNA. RefSeq names its product protein IRX15-LIKE. Lineage: Eukaryota; Viridiplantae; Streptophyta; Magnoliopsida; Asterales; Asteraceae. Gene Ontology annotation, biological process: xylan biosynthetic process. The record is from RefSeq and is a predicted model, not a curated record.